UUUUAGGACAGAGAUUCAUUACAAAUAAUCGAUUGGCAAUCAACUUUUUAUAACAUAAUAGACUGGGUUUGCAUCUGUGAUGCUGCAUCAGGGUUUUGCGUGCCGUGUGCACAUGUUCUUUUUGCUCUAAGAACGAAGAAUGUAACUGUUAAUGAUCUACAGUUGAUUCAUAAAAGGUGGAUUUUAUGCAAUACUGUAGCAAACCAGGUAAGUUUUGACCAAGCGCCAUCACAUAUUACCUCAAAUAUAGAAUUAUUACCUCUCUGUUGUGCCACUCCCAAACAAAGAUUUACUACAGCAAUGAGUUACCUUCAACCAAUAGCCUCUAGGCUCGCUGAAAUGCCACCCAAAAAAUUUGAACUUGCAAUAACCUGGUUAGAAUCUAUUAAUCAACAAUGCAUUUCUGGUGAAUGGGAACUGAUGUUUCAAAGUGAUCCUUGUCUAGAAGUUUUUACACCUGCAGAAGAUCACAGUGAUCCUUGUCUAGGAGGUUUUACAUCUACAGUAGAUCAAAGUGAUCCUUGUCUAGAAGAUUUUACAUCUACAAAAGAUCUAUCAUCAAAAGAAAUUUUAGAAGUUAAAUCACCUUCAAGUGCAGAUCCUAUGAUUACCCCACUUGAAUACAUAAAUAAAGAAAUAUGUGAAGUAGUCUCUCAAGAGCCACAUAUAAAUUUAGUUUUAAGGCAACCCCAGCGGAAGCCACCUGGUCGUGUAGGUAAAAACAAACAGAGACUUUUUGACAAAGCUAUAAAAGCGUUUGAAAAAUUAGGUAGUUUCGAAAAAGAUCAUAUCCGUCUCUGUUGGUUUGUAGAAAGAACAGUUGCCCUGCAGGUUUUACACGAGAGUGCUAAAAUUACCACCUGCCAGUUUUUAAAGCAGUUAUUGAAUAAGAUUGCUGACCCUAGAGCAAGUCUUGAUGACAUUAAGCAAUAUUUUGUAGAGGAUGCAUGGGCUGAAGUCAUCAAACAGUGUGAAGAUGUGAGGAUUGAAAAAUGGCCGUGUCAAGUAUGCGGGCAGUCUAAGGCAGCUGGAAAAAACCAAAAAUGGCUUCAGUGUGAUCAUUGUUUAGACUGGUUGCAUUAUGUUUGUCUACAAAUAUCUUGCAAACCUAAAGGAUAUUGGUUCUGUGCUCAAUGUAAAGUAAGGAAAUAGUGGAAUUUAGGUUCAUAUCCUAAUAUAAAAUAUUUUUAAAAGUUUUUAAUAUCUAUUUAUUU
Molecule: messenger RNA, 1214 nt
Organism: Hydra vulgaris (swiftwater hydra)
Lineage: Eukaryota; Metazoa; Cnidaria; Hydrozoa; Anthoathecata; Hydridae
Source: RefSeq, a predicted model, not a curated record